Molecule: messenger RNA, 775 nt
Organism: Amphibalanus amphitrite
Lineage: Eukaryota; Metazoa; Arthropoda; Thecostraca; Balanomorpha; Balanidae
Exons: 2
Coding region: 244-633 (129 amino acids)
Source: RefSeq, a predicted model, not a curated record
UGCCUUUUCAGGAAAGCUCAUGUGAAGCUCGUGCUGCAUUUUAUUCAGCAUCUCAUUUGACGUUGAAUGCAGUUUUUGCGAUAGGGUAUUUAUCGAAAAGAGAAACUAUUUGCGAAUUUUAAAGAUUGGUAUCAACUUCAGCUAAAUUUGGCGUAGCUUAUUUCUUUUUCUAAGUCUUCGGUGAAGUUCAAGUUUUGUAGGCUAGGUAGUAAAGGCUUAUUUGCGUGGUUAUAAAAAUCCAAAAUGCCGAGACGACGAAACCGUUCUCCCAGAGUUCGGCCAGCACCCGACCCAGCUGGAGAUGCAGUCGUCGAUGACGUGGCGAACCAGGGUGCUCCGCCAUGUGACUGUGAGGACUGCAUGCAGGCUGGAAUAGUCGAGGAACCACUAAAACAGUCAACGCAGAAGAAUAAAAGCUGGAUAUCCAGCCGGCAGUGGCCGUUCAUGGGUGACGACUCGGAUAACCAGGAGUACCGCGGACCGUCGCUGAUGACCAAGGUCUGGCAGGGCCUCUCUCAGCUGCAGUACGGCCUGGCGCAGCAUCCGAUCCUGACCGCAAUGGCCGCCAUCCUCUUCGUCAGGCUCAUGCUUCACGUCUCUGGCUUCAACCUUUGCGUGCUGAAAAUACCGUGAAUGCAAACAACACUGUUGCUUCUGACUAUAGUGUCUGAACUCCAACAUCGUGGCGUGUAAUGAAACAAGUUCUUUUGUCUGUCAUUGUCUUGGGAAAGUCAAUUUUUAGUAAAAUUUUGAUUUAAUAAAUCAUUUAUCGAUG